ACGUGUUGAGUAGGUUGUUGUUCGGUGAUUGGCAAUUAUUAUUUGUUGAAAAAUUAGUGAAAAUCAACGAAUUAUAAUGAGUAAAUCAAAGAAAAAGCAGCCACAAACGGUGGCAGAUAAAGUGACUAAACUGCUCGCACAUCCCAACGACAGCGACAGCGAGGAUGAGUCGGACAUUGAUGUGUCUACUGCAACACGCUUAGUUGAAUUCGACGAUGAAUACGAUUUGCCCGAUGCACGCAGCAGCGAUUUUCGAAAGCGAAAUGUGAAAUUGUUGUCAGAGCAGAGCGAACGUUACAAAGGAAAGAUCUCAAGUCGCAAGGAACUGGAAGAGGAGGAGGAGGAAAGCGAUGAUGAGGUGCCCUAUGAAGAGAGUGAUACAGAUGAGGAGGAAUCCGCCGCAAUGGAGGCAUUUAGCAAGAAGCUGAAGGUGGCGAAAUCAGCUAAUAAUGAUGAUCAGAGUGAGGACAGCAGCUUAGAUGAGUAUCAAAAGGCAGAUGCUAAUGAUGACGAAGAUAGUGAGGAAGAUGAGCAGGAAGAUGAAGAUGAUGAUGAUGACGACGAUGAUGACGAGGAAAAUGAUGAUGAUGGUGAUGACUCGGAAGAAGAGAAUGACGACGCCAUGGACACCAGCGGCCUCAUGACUCAAAGCAAUCAACAAGCUGAGAUUCAGAAAGGAGUCUGUGUGCAGAAUCAACUUCGCAUUUGGGAACGCCUCCUGGAACUGCGCAUCAACACACAAAAGAUCACCACCAAGGCGAAUCUGCUGCCUCCGCCGGAGACACUCCAAGUGGCCAAAGCCAGCAAUGAAGAGCUGCAAACAGUACUUGCUGAAGCAGAGGGUCGCAGCACCAAGUUGUUGCAACAACUGCUGGCGCUCCAAGCUGCGCUCUUGCAACAGAACAGUGAAAUGCGACAGACCCUGAAGCGUCCCCCACCACAGACAGCUGAAGAGAAUGGGGAACCGUCAAGUAAACGCUUUGCCAAGCAACUGCAGACCCAAUUCCAAGGGAUGCGCCAACAACGUAAUGAGAUUUUGCUCAAGUGGGAUGAUCGCACCAAGCUGCUGACACCGGGAGCAGGCGUAAAGAGAAAAUCGCUUCAGGAGGAUUACGACAUACUCAAGAAGAUCGACAGUUCGCUGGCCAAUCGGCAGGUGCUGGUGGAGAAAUCACAGACACUCAAAAACACUCAACAGCAGCAGCCACAGCGAGUGGAAGGAGACGAAGAAACUGAACAGAUCGAGCGUAAUCCAAAUAUCUAUGAUGACAGCGACUUCUAUCAUCAGCAGUUGCGGGAACUCAUUGAGUACAAGGCGAGCACGACGUCAAACAUGAGCGACAUUACCAAACAGUUUGUGGAGCUGCAGAAGUUGCGUCAGAAGAUGAAAAAGAAGGUGGACACAAGGGCCAGCAAAGGCAGGAAACUGCGUUAUGUGGUACACAACAAGCUCAUCAAUUUCAUGGCACCCAACGAUUCCAGCGAUUGGACAGAAGCAAAAACAGAGCUUUAUAAAUCAUUGUUUGUUUAACAAGCUCAAAAAUAUGUAUAGUUAAGACUUUGAUUUGUAGUAUAUUGAAUAAAUGUUCAAUUAGUUUCAUUGUUGUAAUUAAACUUAUGCAGAAAAAUAAAAACUGUUGCACAUUUAA
This is a messenger RNA of Drosophila albomicans, 1649 nucleotides long. It is a transcript of the gene Aatf, whose product is annotated as protein Aatf. Gene Ontology annotation, biological process: regulation of transcription by RNA polymerase II. The transcript has 2 exons. Gene Ontology annotation, cellular component: nucleolus; nucleus. NCBI's taxonomy places the organism in Eukaryota, Metazoa, Arthropoda, Insecta, Diptera, Drosophilidae. The coding region runs from base 77 to 1531 and encodes 484 amino acids. The record is from RefSeq and is a predicted model, not a curated record.